Messenger RNA from Jaminaea rosea, 604 nucleotides. RefSeq lists its product as hypothetical. The transcript has 3 exons. Bases 47 to 568 code for a protein of 173 amino acids. The record is from RefSeq and is a predicted model, not a curated record. NCBI's taxonomy places the organism in Eukaryota, Fungi, Basidiomycota, Exobasidiomycetes, Microstromatales. Gene Ontology annotation, cellular component: mitotic spindle pole body; mitotic spindle; DASH complex.
CUCUUCUUCUAUCGACCACCAUCCACACGCCAUCAUCCAAAUCAACAUGUCUAGAACGCGCACCCCUUCACCUCCCCCCGCCCUCCAAUCCAGCAGCGGCAACCACAACAACAAGAACGGAAUAAGAUCCGAUGGCAAUACAGCUCAAAGCGCAGGAACAGCCUUCUUCCUCCGCGAACGUCAACGUCUCGUGGCCGAAAUCGCAGAGUCCAUCGGCCAGAUCCUCAACCACAGCAAUGCCCUCAAUCGCAAGCUGGAAGAGUCCCUCCUCGUCGGUCACGAAUUCGAGCCGGUAGCCAGACUAUGGGGCAAUUUCGCUGCGAGCAUGGGCGGGUCGCUUGACCCCAGCAACAUCAAUUCAGACACUCAGCAACAGCAACAGCAACAUCACGACGACAAUGGCGGAGACGACACGGUGCUCGAGCAUCGCGACGAAGGGGCACAGUCCACCAAUCAAGCCAGCAGCGGCGACGCCCUCUCUCAAUCUCAAGCGGGUCAGACACAGGCGCAGGCGCCAGGGCAGGUGCCCGUCGCUCCUGGCGGAGGCAAUUGGUCUACGGUCGCCUAAUCGACGAUGCCGGAAAAAGGGGUAUAGCUAUUCAAU